Messenger RNA from Arthroderma uncinatum, 2964 nucleotides. RefSeq lists its product as uncharacterized. Lineage: Eukaryota; Fungi; Ascomycota; Eurotiomycetes; Onygenales; Arthrodermataceae. The transcript has a single exon. The coding region runs from base 1 to 2964 and encodes 987 amino acids. The record is from RefSeq and is a predicted model, not a curated record.
AUGGCGAAGGUGCUGUACGAUGAUUCCGAUCUUUGCCAGCUCUAUUUACAAGCAUUGGAAAAGCUUGGCAAGGGCAAAUUCGCGAAAAAUCAUAAUGAUAUUUUGAAGAGGUUUUUCCAAGAUCUCAGAUCAGAGCUCCAUGGCGAUUUUCGCAGGUUGCAAGCCAUUCGGUUACUCCGGCAUCCCUCUCAAAGGGGACAUAUAACCGAGUGGAUAUACAAGCUUUGCAAUCCAUCUCCAAAUCCAACAACCCUAAAGUUGACACAAGAAUUCCUUGACCAAAGGGAAAUUCGAGGAGAAAGACUUGUCUCCUACCUACAAUCUCAACCAAUUGGGCCACAAAAUGGGAGUAGCAUGGAUGUUGCAGAGACUACAGUAAUGAAGUAUGAAUUGAGCAAUGAGCGGUAUAAAAACACUGAUGUCGAGAGUAGUGGGGAUGACGAAAUUGAGGACGAUGUCAGCAGUGAGGAUGGUGAAGACAAUACUAAGCAAGUAAACUCCAAAGAACUUGAUUCGGUGGUCACUUUCCUCACUAAUAGCUCAUCGUUUGCGGUCCUCAAGCUCAACGUUCGCUUGCUCAUUAACCCUCCUACAAGCAUCGAAGCAGCUCUUCAAUCGGGUAAUAUUAGACCCUUGAGAAAACUGCUUGUGAAACACUUCAACAACGUUGCUACAGACGAAUAUUCUUGGAUAAAGGACCUAGAUGAAGCAGGCUACUCGCGUGACGAAAUCGCUGAUAUCUUAUUUCAAGACGCAAAUGAUGCCCCAUGGAUCUAUUUUGAGCCUCGGAGACUUGACCGACCUGAGAUAUGCCUCAGUGAUGGAGUUCAUAUACCGGGAUGUGUACAUCACUGUUUUGAAAUUCCAACUAUGUUAAAGGAGCCCCGCAUGCCACCCAUUUAUCCUGGGAUAAAAACAGAGGCAGAUGAAGUUCAGGAACUUUGUGGUUUGGCCGGAAUUACACCUACUUCGCGUGACCUCAAGGAAUGGAACGGCAAGGUCACAUUCACAAAACAAAACUCCGUUGCUAGUAUAUCGUAUGCCAGCUUCGCGGGGAAUGUUGAUCUUGACCGCCUAGUAGUCCUGCAUAGGAUCAUCUUCACACUCGAGCGUUUCUGUAUCGCUGCUGGCCGUAUGCAAGCGUCUGCUCUGUGCUGUGAUUCCUUUACAGUCCUUGUGCACCCUAUUCGUUUAUCUGAUCUCGAAACCACUCCAGUUAGCCUCAGUCGCAUCAAAUUUCUUUCAGCUGUGCAACUACUGGCUGGUUUGAAGGCGCUGCCUUCGCUACUUCAUAUAACAGAAUCAAACUUAGCAAACGUGCGGCAAACCGCAUAUCUAAUCUUAGAUUCUGUUUUACAGAACUGCUCGGAAAGUCUUUGGUGCAAAGACGUAGAUGGGACUCUACAUCUAUUGUCUUUAACUGUCCAGUUCCUUUCCUUGGGUUUGUUGUCAUAUAAUCAGGGGCAUGUUGGACCGGUCCAACCAUUUUUCCUGGACACCGCCCAGUGUAAACUUCUCCUCACAGGUACAAACGCUGAGAGUAAAUCUGGGUGGAUCACAGCGGAGCUGACGAAUCUAACAUGUAUUGGAGACAUGGUUGGUGGUUCGGUGCUUACGUUCAAAAUAACAGGUGGCUCAGACCUUCAGAAUGAAAGGAAGUUCGACCUCCUAGCCACUGCUGAAGACUUACUUGACACUUGGGGACCGGGAGGUUUCAUUGUUCACAACAGUGUCAGCACUUCUCCGUGUGCCAUAAAAGUAUGUGGCGGCAUCAUAUACUCUCCUAAGGGAAAUAAUCGCAAACUUCAUUGGAGCCGCGCGAUAGAUAUUGAACAUAUCCAUUCUGUUUGUAUUGAUCCACGCCGCAAAUUAUGCAUAGGUUCGCUCGUUGAAGUCAACCAGAACUGCACUGUCAACGAGAAGGAAUGCUGGGACAGGUCUGCCUGUGCUUUCGAAAAUCUUGACGUGCAUGACGACUUCUGGAAGGAUGACGAACGCCAAAUUGGAAGCCAAGGGGGUCAAUAUAUUGUGAUUCAAGUUAACAGAAUUCAACAUAAGAUUCCUGGCAGAACAUGGAAGCAAUGUAUUCUUGAUUUGGAUCCGGAGACGCUUGUUCUAAACCUAAACUACCUAUGUGGUCUUCAAGUGAGCUUCUGUACUGGCGUUGCGCGAAGAGUUUCACUACGAGAGCUGAUAGCUGACAUUCUUCCGAUCUUUGCCAAAACUUCCCUCCAGGAUCAGGCUUUAUGGGAUAAACUCGCGAGCCAAUAUGGCCUUGUUGACGCGUUUCACAAAGAUAAUGUUCAAGCUUGUCUCAAAAAGCUAGGACCUCAGGACUGCAAGUACAUCCUAAGUCUCAUCCAGAAAAUAGUUCGUUCUCUUCAGUCUACUGGCAUCGAUCCAGAAGGCAAGUUUAUGUCAGUUGCGUGGCCGUACGGCGACCCUCCCUUCCAUUGUUUCAGAAUUUCAUGCCACGAUAAAGUGAACUCAUGGGUUCGUGUCCUUGCCGAUGCCGAAGACUGUGCUACAUUUGCGUAUAUCUCAACACACUGUUUAGUAACCCAACAAGUAAAGUGUCAAGGACCACCCAUAGCCUGGCGCAAUACCACUCCCGUUCUCGUGACAGCUAUUCUCCAGCACAACGAAACUCCGAGCAUUUCUUUAGGGCCCUUGGAUAUCAGAAAGGCAUACUUCUUCAAGAAACCGAAUUUGUUACUGAAAGUAAUAGCGGAGCGACAAGUAGCCUCAGACGACAUGACCCUCUUAGUCUCAAAGAGUUCGAUACCUGCACGGUUCAGACAGAGGUUAUUCAUGUGGGAAAUUAGGAAAAGCCAAUGGAACCGGAUUCGGGAGAGCCGAAACCUGCUUGAGAGUGAAGCAGUAGAAGUAACUGUACUCGCGAACAAUGAGAGAUCUAUGCGGAGCUCGAACAUGAACGUAAGUUGCUCCGUUGUCUUUCGCUGA